AUGAUCAUCGAACACAAGAGCAACCAACCCCAGGGAGUCAUCAUGAGCUAUAACCCGGAAAGGAUCUCCUCCUACCGUCGCCGCUUCGAGAGCGGACUGGCCUCCUCAUCCCCCUCUCUCCAGAGCCGCGUCUCCAGCCCCUCCUCAACUCAGUGGAGCAACCGGGGAUUCUCAAGCUACAAUCAAGCUACGAGCUACAAUCGUAAUACUGUCGUGGGGAGCAAGGCACUGCCUGGUUCCCGCAGCAGGGUACAGGUGACUGGCAUGAGAGCCCGGUACUUGAGCCGUGCCGCUGGGGCUGGGGCUGGGGCUGGGGCUGGGGAUCUGGAUGCAGCGUCUGCAGAGAACCAGGCCUUCCUGAACACUCGCACCUCCGAGAAACAGGAGAUGAUCACCCUUAACGACCGUCUGACCAAGUACAUUGAGAAGGUGCGUUCCCUGGAGUCUCAGAACAAGACUCUGGAGACGGAGAUUGAAACGAUGCAGAACCGCUUCAACAGUCCCUCAGGCCUGCACAUGCUCUACGAGGAACGACUGAGGGAGAUGAGGAGGGUGGCUGACCAGAUGAUGGCUCAGAGGGACCUGGCGGUUGCUGCUAAGGAUGCCAUGGGUGUCCAGGUGGAGAUGCUGAAGGCCAGGUACAGUGAGGCUCUGGAGGCCCACAAGAAGGCCGAGAGGGACAUCGAAGCUGUCCGCCCCGAUGUGGAUGCUGCUACUGCUGGCCGCAUCACCCUGGAGAAACAGCUGGAUAACCUGGAGCACCAACGGGAGUUCCUACAGAGGGUCCACAAGCAGGAAAUCGAGGAGCUGAAGGCUCAGCUCUACAGCUGGAUGGCUAAGGGGGAUAUGGCGUUUGCUCUGCCCAACCUCGGCACUGCAUUCAAGUCCAUCCAGGCACAGUACGACAGCAUGGCGUCAAAGAAGUUACAGGAAAUGGAUACAUGGUACAAGACUCAAUUCCAGGGCAUGUCGCAGAAGUCAACGAGACGCGUGGAAUCUAUCUGCAGCGCCAGAGAGGAGAUCAAAGGGCUGAAGACAGAGAUAUGUAGUCAGGAGUGGGAGGUGGAUAGGCUGAGGACCAGGAACGAGGUUCUGGAGGCAAAGCUGCGUGAUGCUACCGAACGCUACAGGAACGAGGAAGAGACUCUCCAGGCCAGGAUCGAUACUUUCAAUCAGGAGCUGAGUGCCAUCAAGGGCAAGAUCACAGUGACGCUGAAGGAAUACCAGGACCUCCUGAAUGUUAAGAAGUCCUUGGAGAUGGAGAUCACAACCUACAGGAAACUGAUCGAGGGUGAGGACAGCCGCAUGAACAGCAUGGUGAGCAGUUUGCCCCUCAUGGGCAGCGCUGGCAUGAUGGCCUUGGAAAGCGCGUCAUCUGUGAGUGCAAGUAUCGUGUCAGCUACCGAAAAGCGUGCUAGCCUGACGUUUGAAUCGGCUUCCGUGACCAACGGUGUGUCCAAUGGCGUGAACGGUGUGUCCAAUGGUGUGAGCGAGGUGUUAAACGGUGUAAACGGUCAUUUCGUGGAGAUGGAGCCCAAGAUUGUGGUCAAGACCAUCUCCUCAUCCUUCCCCGUGCAGCAGGCCGUAGAGGUGAUCUAG
Molecule: messenger RNA, 1599 nt
Organism: Engraulis encrasicolus (European anchovy)
Lineage: Eukaryota; Metazoa; Chordata; Actinopteri; Clupeiformes; Engraulidae
Product: glial fibrillary acidic protein-like
Exons: 11
Coding region: 1-1599 (532 amino acids)
Biological process (GO): intermediate filament organization
Cellular component (GO): intermediate filament; cytoplasm
Molecular function (GO): structural constituent of cytoskeleton
Source: RefSeq, a predicted model, not a curated record